Messenger RNA from Aphanomyces astaci, 4709 nucleotides. RefSeq lists its product as hypothetical. NCBI's taxonomy places the organism in Eukaryota, Oomycota, Saprolegniomycetes, Saprolegniales, Verrucalvaceae. The record is from RefSeq and is a predicted model, not a curated record. The transcript is spliced from 6 exons. The coding region runs from base 215 to 4519 and encodes 1434 amino acids.
GACAAAAUAUGUGGACGAUGGAUUGUUAUAAUGUUUUGUUGCAAAUACGAAACGGGCGCGAAAUUGGGGACACAUACGGAUAAUCGUCCGGAUAACUUAGUGCACGGCGUUCAAAAAGUUGAAUAAUUCGCCACCCCAGUAGGGCACCGGCGGCAGUACAAAGCGGCGGCGGCACCUGCGGACGGACGCAUUGGACAUUCGUUUCGCAACGAACAUGCAAAGAGAUGCAGAUCAGGACGACGACGCCAUGUCGCGUACCGUGGAUGACGCAACAACCGAUGAUGUGAACAUGGAAACAGCGUCGUCACCUACACCAGGCAAAACGGACGGCGGAGAUGCGGUAGGCAACCCGCACGUGAAAAAGCGGCAACGGACAUCGCAAGCGACGCUUGAAAACGACGCCCCACCACCACCACCAGCUGCACGGGACAAAUCGAACUUUCUCAGCACGGACACGCAGAAAGCCAAGGUGAAGAAGCGCGGGUUCUCCAUCGCCCAUGAAUUCGAGCGCGAGAUCAACGUCGCUCAGCCGCCCACUUCGUUGCAACAAUCCCAGUCACCCGAUCGUCGCUCUGUGAGUCCCGUACCGCCGCCUCUGGCGCAUCGAGGAGGGAACGACGUUGACUUUUUCCCACCAGCCCCCAGUCUCUUCUCUUCCCCCAAGCCACCCACGCCCGAGACAGGCGCUGCCCGCAAACCCAAACGCAGCACCGCGACCGCCACUCAUCGACGGGACACGAUAUCUCCAGGUCGCGCCGUCCCCAUGCCUCAAUCCGAGCUACCCGGCGACAACAGCAGCAGCAGACGGGACACUCUCUCCCCCGACGGUUUCCGCCGCAUCGAAAGCCUCGUAGAAGACGAAGAAUCAUCACAAGAGCGUGCAGGACACAAGGAACUCGAAGAAGAAGAAAAGACAGAAGAAGGAAAGGACAGCAGUCAUCGACACGAUGAUUCACCCACACAUGCUGCGACUCCACACCCGAUCGAGACGAGGAGGUUGCCGACAUCGCCGAAAUCGAGCAAUAACGACAAUGACGACGACGUCGUAGCUCACUCAUCCCCUCCCCAUGCAACCACCGUCGCGAGCGUCCGCGGAGCUGCUGCCGCCGCUGAAAAAAACGAUAUGGCGGCGCGUCGAUCCACGUUAGAUCCAAGUGAACUGGCGGGUAUGUUUGGCAGCAGCGACCUCGCCACUUCGCACGACAUGGCGGCGUCGGGGCGACGAGAUACCCUCGAUCCGUUGGAAGCCCUGGCAGUGUUGGAAGGAAUGUCGACACUUGAAGGAGGUGAACACGAAGGGCAACAGCACAAGAAGAAGAAACUCGCGCAAGAGUUGGCGCUGGACUCUCAUGCAACAAUAGGACCAACGAACCAACAUGGUACCAGCAACAAAGAUAAUGCCAGCAGAAGGGAUACGCUCAACCCGUCGGAUCUGAUGCACCUCGACAGUGACGACGAUGAUGAUCACCUCGUGCUCAGUUCGUUUCAAUCGGAACGCUCGGACGGUCAAGUGACGAGUACUUCGUCCCCACCAUCGAUUUUGGAGGCGAUUGGUAAGCCAACGAGUCCACCGCGUACAAAAAAUGACACCAUCUCUGCUGAUCCCAGCCGUGACCGACGUCGCCGCCGGUCGACGCAAGCGCCAACACCCUCGUCGUCGUCACUGGGUCCAUCGACAAGAAAGAACUCGACGCACGAAACCAAACGUGUGGUCACCAAGCCAGGCCCCCACCCGUCGUUGUUUUCUCCCCCUAAUCGUCACAACCACCCGACGCCGUUGAAAAGCUGUUUGAGCGCGCGAAAAGCCCAACCGCCGCCGUCAUCAUCGCCCACCCCGACCAAGUCGGUCGUGUUUGGGUCCCCCCGCGGCGCCGAAUUCCGCCGCAACGACCCGCCGACGUCCAUGACGCCCAUGUGUGUGCUCCAGACCAGGGAAAUGUUUCCACUGGACAAGAUCGACAGCGAUGACGACGACGACGUCACGUCCGAGAACACGAGCAUUCUGGACGAGGCCGACCACUUUUUGGACAAAGAAGAAGAGAACCACAGCCUAUCGUUUCCAUUUGGAAGCAUCCGAAGCCCCACGAGGAAACGUAAUAAAGCAGCCCCCAACAAUGUCGUGGGUGUGAGUCCGCUCGACAACAUUGCCGACGCCCGACGAAAGCGACGGGCGUCGUUCGGGGCUCGCCAACAGCAGUCGGCAUCGCUAGUUACCCAGCAGCAGCAGCAGCCGUCCCGCCGCCAGUCGCUCUUGGGGGUCAACGUCAUGCAAAACAACGACGCGCUUGUGAUCGUGGGCAGUGCCAAGAAACCUCGUCCAGCAACAUCGACAAUGGUCGAUUCAUCUUCGGACGAUGAUAUGGACAUUACAGGCGACUUUACAGCCCAGAAUCAUCCAUCCUCUGUACAACUGUCGAACGGAUUGGGGGACUUGUGGAAUGAAACUAACUAUACACCGCCCAAGGUCACUGCCAACAACGGCCACAGCUCCGACGAGGAUGACGACCAGACGUUGGAGCUGGGACCUAUCGGGCAUCUCCAAGGCGACGCGAGUGUGUUUAAUAACACCACGACCAAAACGUUGUCACAAGACACAACUGUAUCGCAUUUCAAAGGGCUGCUGCAUCCGAUUGCUGAAGGCGAGGAAGCCACGUCCACGCGAAGCAGUCUGUUGAGCCAUCUCAGUCUGAGCAGCGACGAAGAUGAUGAUGACGCCAAGUACGUGGCCCAGCGAGAAUCGGUCGUGAUCAACUUGGGCGAAAAAUUUGACAAGUUGGGCGGGUCGAGCGGCAAGAAGAACAAGCUCAAACACGAACCCAUGUCGUUAUCACCACGGCAUUUAGAGGACCAACCUCGACCCACCAUAUCAUCCACUGUAUCAACCACCACGUCAGUCUCGUUGGAGAACGCGUCGAGGACUCCCGUUCCUACUCCCAACCCUCCCCACGGCGACAAAUCAACAGCGUUUAUCCCUUCAGACUCCUCCCACGUCGUGGACGACGACAUUUCACCCGAUCCGUCCGCGCAGGUCGUUGUCCUGGCACCAUCUUCGCCACAACAAUCCGCACCCCACCAGCCCACAACGGAGCAACUGUCCACCAAGGUGACCCCCCUCGAUUUCGAUACACCCGCAGCACAACAAGAUGCACCACGCCUUGCUUUACACCCACCCACGAUAACUACAGCCACGUUUGCCGACCUCGUUGCCGCCUUGACGCUGACCUCCGUGGACGAUGCGAUUGAACGCCAAGUCGCGGAAUGCGCCGACUUGUUGGCGGUGUCCGCCGUACUCCCGCAAACCACGACGCGGUGGUCGCAAGCAGUUGACCAACUGUCGACAUGGGUAGCCGAGAUGGCCGUGGAGCGUCGACUGAACGAGGCCAAGCUCGUGCCUUCCUACUUGGCGGCGUUGCUGCAGACGACAAAUGAAUUUCCCCACGACCUCGUCGUAGAACUCUACCAUGCGAAUGUAUCUUCGGUGCUGUCCGAGUGGUUUGCAUGGCGUCGGCGGCUCGAAGCAGCGUCGAUGGCAGUUUGGAACGGCGGCGCGGGGUUGCAAGCCGAGUAUCAGGGGCUGCAGCAGCGGCUGGCGUCGGUUGGGCGUGACGAAGCGCAGGAACGAGCGGCGGUCCACCAGUUGAUGGCCAAAGCGCGCAGUAUGGACCGGUCCCUAGCGUCGAUUCAAGAGCAGCAGACGAUUCGAGCCGAAGUAUCAGCCCGUCUCCACCGCCUUGACAAGCAACUGAGCCAGCUACAAAGUACCUUGGCCAAACACACCCAGGACGCGGCACUCCAUCGCAUCGAAACCACCGACGCCGUCGUGUCGGAUACUCACAUGCACGACAGGAUACACGCAGUUCAAGCGCAUGACGAACUGUUCCAGAUCGCGUCGAAACUGGCCAAGUGGACGUACACGAGCAUGUCGCCGACUCAGUGGGAGCUUCGCAUGAUGCUCACGUCGUUGCACUCGGACAUGUCCAUCAUCGUGUCACUUGACGUGGACGUUUCCAAGGCGACGUGCCAAGUCCAAGUAGUGCUGCCGCCGCGGAAGCAAAACAAGCAGCACUCUGUGUUUGAUGACGUGGCAGCGCUGGUUUGUGCGGCACUACUCGACCCCGUGCGCCUCCAGCAAGCGGGCGAUGCGACUGUCCGCCAGGUAUCGGACGUCCCCGCCUUUGUCCAGUGGGUCCAACUCGACGUCCAGCGAUCUGUGCGCCUAUGGCGAGACAUGGAAACCCUCGUAUUACAGCAUGCUAUCACAACUGACGUAGCAUCCAAACAGCUCUGGAUUGCGUUCGUGUCGUUUCAAAGUCUGGUCAAAGUGCGCGUGGGCCUGCCGUUGUCGACGCACUUUUGCUUUCGUCGAUGGACAGCACCACCUGUUGUGGUUGUCGAGUUUGGCAAGGCCAAGGUGGAUGUCGUCGAGUUGGUGCGGCGGAUUGAGGGGGUACCAAGGGGGUUUCGUCGGCUGCAUGCUAUUUGCACUUGUGUCACCACGUACAUCGAGUCAUUGGAAUAAACCCUACCUGACUGCGAUGUAUCGUCGUUGCCGUCACCGAAAAAGGUGAAAAGAGGAGUAUGUUAUAGUAGUACUCCAGCGGUUUUAGCAUUAGAAUUAGUCACAACCUUGUGAAUGUUUAUAACACGUGGCCACACUCACCACAGUACUUUCUUGUCUUCGUGUUACUAUUAUAAUAGAGAGUUUUCGG